This is a messenger RNA of Saccostrea echinata, 2912 nucleotides long. RefSeq lists its product as uncharacterized. NCBI's taxonomy places the organism in Eukaryota, Metazoa, Mollusca, Bivalvia, Ostreida, Ostreidae. The transcript has 21 exons. The coding region runs from base 1 to 2781 and encodes 926 amino acids. The record is from RefSeq and is a predicted model, not a curated record. Gene Ontology annotation, molecular function: protein binding.
AUGCCUUAUGCAAGAGGAGAUACAUUCCGACACCUGGCCAUCUUCCCAGCUGAGACACCAAGCACUCCAUCUGUGUCGAUAGCGUGCUUCCUCCCCGGUGGGGCCCGGGUCCUUGUUGUGGUGACUUUGAUUGUGGCUAUAGCAAAUGGACAGCUGUUCACUAACCACCGAGGACCUUGGAACAUAGUCUUCAAGCUUCCACACAAUAACAAACCCAGUGGAUACAACAGCAUCAUCGAUUUAUGGAAAGCUUCUGGUCACAUGAACGGCGAAGAUGUUGAUGCUAUGACUGACUUCAGUACUUCCUCCAAGAUUUACAAAUCAAAAUGGCUCGACGACUGGGAAAAAAGAAGCUUCUCAGCGGUUCGACUGUCUGCCUACAAAAACAGCAAGGAGGUGGCCUUCAUUACAUUCAACAGUAUGGGCAAGGGGAAAAAUGAAUGGCUGGAUUGUAACAACAUCAUCGACUCCUCAUACACCGACGUCACAUCCCAAUCCAAAAACUACUGCUUAAUGGAUUACAACAGUAACUCUGAGAGAAACUUCUUCGUCAAUCAUGAUUAUGGCGGCUGUCCAAGCGACCAGGGUUGGUUUAUGAUGAAGGACUUUAAUGCCCUCAGCGGAUGUUCCGAAUGGGACGCGGUCACGGGAAAACCUUACUUCCUGUAUGCUGGAGGUACCACUAUGGUGAACUGGGCUACCGGUAACAAACAGACAGCUGACUGCAUGGUCGUUUCUGUUAUGGCUUGGGACAUGGUGUUCAAGGCUGUACAGGGCGUUGUUCCUCCCCAGGGAGGACUCCGUCAGUUGUGGACUUCCAGCGACACUCUGAAUAGCGAUAAUCCCACAGCACAGACACUGACCCGCGCCCCUAAUCUGGUCUACAAGUCAGCAAACGUAGAGAAGUGGCAGAGCAUCCCGGGAUUCUUUAUUGAGAGCGUGAAAUACGCAUUUUUUACGAAUGGAAAAGAGGUUGCCUAUAUUAUCUUUGACGGCCGUGACACAGACAAAAAUGGCUGGUACAAUGAUAACCGUAUUCUAUAUUCAAGAUGGACGGAUAUUAUUGGCUACACCAAAGUAGGAUCAUCCAUUGAUGGUGACGGUACCAGACGUUUUUGUGUGUGGAAAGAACAUGGAGGUUGUCCGAACGAUAAAGCCUGGAUGGCCAUUCUGGACUCAUCGGACUCAUCCCAACCAUGCUCAUGGGACAAAAACGUUCAAAGUCGACCAUAUUUCUUGUACAGCAAGAAAUCCACUUGGGCUCUUUGUGAAUCUAACAAUGCAUGGAAUAGUGCCGAUUUCCCUGCAGCAGAGACAGCUGCCAUCUUUAUCAAAGGUUGGAGGAUGGUAAUGAAAGUCGCGCAUGCCCAAUCCCUCUCUCCUGCUAACGGUGUGUACAACCUAUGGGCAGGCACCUACACUGUUAAUGAAUUUGACACAAAUGCCCUGACCAUUGCCGCCGGAACGAAAACGUACAAAUCUAGCGUGGUGGAUAACUGGUCAAACUACCAUAUAUCGGCUGUUCGAGUCAGCUACUAUAAAGGUGGAAAAGAGACCGCCUACACUGUGUUUGACGCUCACGGUGUUAAAGAUAAAAACAGCUGGUUCGACUGUUCCAGGAUACUGUACACUGCGUAUGAUGACCUCAACCGAUUGAAGGCAGUUUCCUACUGCGGAAUUCCAGGAGAUUCAAGUCUCCAGAGACGAUUUUUUAUCCAGAACAACUAUGGUGGUUGUAGUAACGAUGCUGGUUGGUUCCUUGUUGUUGAAAAAGGAACUUGUGCUUGGGAACAGAGAACAUCUCGUCCCUACUUUAUUUACAGCGGGAAAUCAGGACGCGACCUUCAAGACAAUUUUGUCAUCGCCGACGUCUUUUUGAUAUCUGUUGUUAUGGACAACUGUUUCCCAAAUCCAUGUCAGAACGGUGGCACGUGCUAUGAGGAGGGAAUGGAUUACACCUGCACGUGCAGCGGAAACUGGUUCGGACAGCGAUGUACCGAUUUGAAUGGUGUUUGGGCCAACUGGGGAAGCUGGGGUGCAUGCUCUCAGACUUGUGGUCCAGGAACUCAGUCACGCACCCGCACAUGCACUAAUCCUUCCCCUCAAGGAAACGGCGCCUCAUGUCCAGGAUCCUCAACUUCGUCCCAAAACUGCAAUGUCAUGGUGUGCAUUCCUGAUAUUGAUGGUGGAUGGGGAUCUUGGUCGUCCUAUAGCGCAUGUCCAGUAACGUGUGGUAACGGCGACAGGGUGCGCACACGUCAAUGUAACAAUCCAGCUCAGUCAGGGAAAGGCGCAGAUUGUCAGGGUCCUGCGUCUGACGUUUUAGUCUGCUCUCUGUCUCCAUGCGCUAUCGAUGGAAAAUGGGCCACUUGGUCAUCAUGGUCUUCCUGUACAAAGUCGUGUUCUGGUGGAAAGGAGGUGCGAUCGAGAACUUGUACAAAUCCGGCUACCAACUAUGGCGGCAAAGAUUGCACUGGAGACACGUCGGAAGAGAGAACCUGUAACGCGCAUGCGUGCUCAGUUUGUAGCCAAGGUGAAUAUCUUUGUAAUGACGGUUCCUGUAAAAUGGGAUCCCGCUGUAAUGGAAUCAAUGAUUGUGACGAUGCUAGCGACGAGGAUUCCUGUUCCAACUCGGUUCUGAGGAUGUCUCAGGGAUAUGUAAAUAACGACCUCACCCGUCCAGGCAAUAGCGAAGAGGAAGAAAGUGGCGCUACGUCUUACGGUGGUUCCCUCCUCUUGAUAGUUGGUCUUCUUUCUGCCUUCUUUGUUCUUCGUGUGUGAUGAAUAGUGGAAAUCUACAAAAAUCCUCAAUUUUCGUCAUUGUCAUCGUAUUCAUCAAAGUCAUUCAUGUUUUCAGAUAAUUUUAUCAUUUUUAUUAAUUCCUGAUAACUAGUUACGUGUGCUACUUUCUU